Pelobates cultripes (western spadefoot toad) is the source of this 15143-nucleotide messenger RNA. The record is from the annotation of a GenBank genome assembly. Lineage: Eukaryota; Metazoa; Chordata; Amphibia; Anura; Pelobatidae.
AUGAGUGACUCAAAGGUAAAAUCUUCACCCAAAGGGGUAAUGGCAGAUGAGGACUCAUCAGAGAAGCGUGGUAGAGGGCGCCCACGGAAAAAAACCCAGGUGAGAACAAUAGUGUGUGUGUGUGUAUAUAUGUGUAUAUAUAUAUAUAUAUUAUAUUACGCUUGGGAAAGGCUAAUUUAGUUCUUUAGUAUGAAUUAUUAGUAUUCUCAAUCUGUCAAUGCCAUUUACAUUACACAAAUUCAUACCUGGUGACAGAGAAGAGUAAUUGUAGGAUGUAGGUGCAAGCAAAGCCACAUUGUUUAGGAAAAAACAUGCUAAUCUGUACCAGCCAGGACUACCCUUGUACAAACUAAAACAUCAUGAUUCUGAAUUUCAGUUAUAUACCAUGGGUUAAUUUCUUAAAGGGAUACUAUAAGUGCCAGGAAUACAAAGCUGUAUUCCUGUCACCGUAGCUCCCUCGGCGCUGGGUCCUGGCUCUGCCCACUCCAACGGCCUGCAAUGUGCGGGCGCUAAUGCGCAUGCACGGCUAAUGUCGCCCACGCAUUAGACCUCCCCAUAGGAAAGCAUUGAAUCACUGUGGGCAGACUUAGAGCUGCAAUGUAGCACCUAGACCACUUUAAUUAGCUGAAGUGGUCUCGGUCCCUACAGUGACCCUUUAAUAUAACUUUCUAAAUAAGCAUAAUUUAACCCCUUAAGGACGGAGCCAAAUGUACACGUUGUGAACAAAACAAAAUGUAAACAAAACCUGGCAUUUGCGCUACAUGUCUGUCCAACCGUAAUACACCUCUUUCAUAGUAAAUGCACCCACCCUUAUUAUAUAUCAUUCAGGGGAAACAGGGCUUUCAUUUAAUAUCAAAUAUUUAGCUAUGAAACAUAAUUUAAUAUGAAAAAAAUGGGAGAAAAUACGAUUUUUUUGAUUUUUUUAGUUCUACAUGACAUUUUAACGGUCAAUGUCAUAAUACUGUUUGCUUUUACUGCAAUAAAAUACACAUAUUUGUAUUCAGUAAAGUCUCACGUGUAAGACAGUACCCCCUAUGUACAGGUUUUAUGGCAUUUUGGGAAGUUACAGGGUCAAAUAUAGCACGUUACAUUUGAAAUUGAAAUUCACCAGAUUGGUUACGUUGCCUUUGAGACUGUAUAGUAGCCCAGGAAUGAAAUUUACACCCAUAAUGGCAUACCAUUUGCAAUAGUAGACAACCCAAGGUAUUGCAAAUGGGGUAUGUCCAGUCUUUUUUAGAUACCCAAUUAUGUAAAAAAUAUUACAUAAAUAUACAUGUAGAAUUAGUGUGUGUGUGUGUGUGUGUGUGUGUGUAUAUAUAUAUAUAUAUAUGUGUGUGUGUGUGUGUGUGUAUGUAUAUAUAUAUAUAUAUAUAUAUUAUUUUGUUCCAUGUGUAUUUUGAGAUAUAUAUAUAUAUAUAUAUAUUAUAUAUAUAUAUAUUAUCACAAUACAGUUAAAACGAAAUAACACACAUCUAUAUAUUUUUUACAUUUUUAUUUUAUUUUUUUACGUAUUUACAUAUUUAAUUUUUUUAUAUAUUUUAAUCAGUAUCAGUCUACGUGUAAUUUGAUAUUUAUAUAUAAAUAGUAAAAUACACCUAUACAGUGUAUAUGUAUAUAUAUAUGUGUGUGUGUGUGUGUGUAUAUGUAUAUGUGUAUAUAUAUAUAUAUAUAUAUAUAUAUAUAUAUAUAUAUAUAUAUAUAUAUAUAUAUAUAUAUAUGAUCUAAGUAUAUAUUAUUUUUUUUUACACUUUUAACAUUUAUUUAUUUUAUUUUCAGCCAGCAGGGGGACUAACUGUCAUUACAGGCAGUCCCCCUGCUGGCAAUGCAGAGCCAGCUAUCCCGGCCAUGUGAUUGUGAGGACCUCACUCUCACAUGGCCGGGGGCACCGGAGGAGGAGGAUCUGCUGCGGGGGGGCUCCCUGGGAAAGACCGGAGGGCGUAGUAUUACGCCUGGCGGCGUUUAGAGCCGCCUAAAAUAGGGCGUAAUAGUACGCCCUCCGGUCUUAAGGGGUUAACUAUUUAUUUUACAUGAGUAUUUGUGAGACACAUUUGAUGGGUUUUUUUCGUUACAAUGUCUCCCAAGUCGCCAUGUUGAGUAGGAAUUGUGUCCUAGCAUCUGGGUGUUUGUCAGCCCGAUCAGUUCCCGAGGUGACCGGCUGACUGAGAGCGGUGGAUGGAGCCGGGGAAUUGUAAUCUUCUUGCUCUGCUCCAUCACAUGUUGUGGUGCUCGGUCCCAGAAUAUGAUGUCACUAGCGCCCCAGCAUCCCUAAACAGCUGGGGAACAGAGCAAAAACAGAAUAUUCAAGGAUAUAAUUUUUCAAUGUAGGAUAACUGCGUGUUGCAGUAUCUGUGUGUGUCAAAUCAGUGAUUGUUUGUCUGUCUGUAAGUGUGUCUGUUUAGGUGACCGGCAGCCUUUCAAUCACAUGGGAAAGGUGUUUUUACUCACCUUCUUUCCCACGCUGUGCAGUCACGCCAUGGAUGGCCUUGCCUCUAUGGCUGAAAUCAUUAAUCUUAAUGAUCUUAGCCAAGCCGAUGCUUUCCCAUAGGAAAGCACUGGGAGGUUUUGCGCAUGCACAGCAAAACGCCAAUCAUCUCCUCAUAGCCCUUUUUCCUUAUCUGAAAGUGCAUUUUAAGUGGUACAGUUUUUUGUAUGUGUGGGUGUGCUGUUUUGCCUCACUAGUGAAGGUUUUGACAACACUAGGAACAAUUGGCGCCCCUGGUACAUCAAUGAGAUUUCUCAGAUUAAACUGGCAAUUGCUUUAUUGCAUAUUUGCCAGUUCAAACAUUGAAUCCAUCUGUCAUAUUGCUUAAUUACGGCUUCUGAUCCCUUAACAACCAACAGUUGUAAAUACACAUUGGCAUUAUCACUUCUUGUCUCAUGGAUUCCCACGUUAAUUGUGGGUGAGACAGCUUGUUUUUUUUUGUUUUUGUUUUGUUGUUUUUUUUUUGUUUUGUUUUUUACUGCAGUGUAUAUAUCUAUAUAUGUAUAUAUCUUAGUUUUGAUCUACUUUUAUAAUGAUUAAUCAUAGGAUGAAUCAGCUAUGAGUGUAUUUAUCUAGUGCUGAUUUUGGUGACGGGACUGUGGUUUAGUGGAUUUAGGCUGUAGGCCAUGUACUUUUAAACAAAAAGUACAGGUAUUUGUCAUUUGUAUUGUAUUUUUGCAGAAAGUAAAAUAGCCAAAUAAUUUCCAUAGUAGCAUUGAAAUGGUGUUUUUUGUUGUUUGUUUUUUUUUUUUUGUAAUGCUGAAGAACAGAAUCCACUGUAAUAAAACUUUAGAUCCAAACAAGAACCUGAUAUAAAGGUCAAUAAAACUGCUGACAAAUACAAGUUGAUGAAGAAAAUUAGGCUAGGAAAAAAAAUAUGGCAAUGAAAGUUAUAAACAAAUCAAGGCAAUCUGAUAAAAAUGAACAAAGUCAUUGCAUAUAAAAACAUAAUGCAAUCGAGAAAUGCAGAAGAAAUACAGUACAAAUAGAGAAAAUAAAACAAGCCAGUAGAUUAAAAUUUCCACCCAAGAACUAAAUGCACUUAACAUAAAGAAGACAAACAAAUAAGUAGAUAGAGUAGAAAGGGCGGUAAUAAUACCCUCCGCUCUCCUGUUCGCAGCCCCCCUCCUUUGGCUGGAACCGAGAAGGUUCAUGCACAUGUCUGUAGCCCAUGCACCUGGGUGAAAUAUCACCUGGGAUUUCGAGGCUUCCUCCUAGUGACGGAAAGAGAGGCCUGUGGACAUUGGAUGCUGGUUCAUGUUACUGCCUGUGGCUAUAGUGGUUCCGUGCCUUUUGGGCGCCAUGAGUGGCACAAAUUCCCUCACACACCCGUCUGGAUUUGGCUUGAAUGUCACAGGCAUAGGUUGAGUGAGCUGCAUUCACCAUAUCGACAAUGUACACAGGCUAUCACAUUUGGUCUAUUGCCACUGUCUAUGCUCCUACCUACUGUUUGCGGCUUUCAUUCAGUUUGUCUGUCUUGUGCUCAUUCACUUAUAUCUAUCUCUCAGGGCGAGCAUCUUGAACUCAAAAUAUAAACUUAUUUUUUCCCUCCAGAUUAGAGACUGUGCUUUACAACAGGGAUUUAUGAUUCCCCUCUCUUCCUGACAGUAUCCCUGCACAGAUCACCUCUCCGCUUUCAGAGGAUCAUUUCAGAAGAACACUUACAACAAAGGAAGGUGUUUGAUUACAGGAGAAAAGAGAAGUUCCCUGACAAAAGGAAUAGAAAUUUAUGACGCCGUUCCUGUUGGAGGAAGACUCACUCAUUUUCUGCAUUACUGGCCAAAAACUACCUCGGAUCGCUGGAUUCUUUCAGUGAUAAGGAAUGGUUACUAUCUGGAUCUAUCGGAGAUCCCAAAAAGAAAAUUCUUAUGCUCUACUGCGACAGAAAAGGCUCUAAUGGGAGUGUCAAAGCUUCUUCAAAAGUAUAUCAUAGUGUGCAUCUAAAAGAGAUUUCUGGGCACUUAUUCAAGACUCUUUUUGAUUCCAAAGCCACAUGAUUCUUUCAGACCCAUUCUAGAUCUCAAGACCGUCAACAAGUUUAUGCUAAAAAAGUUUCAUAUGGAAACAAUAAAGUCCGCAACUCACAUUCAACCAGGCAAUUGGCUGAUUUUCUCUGGAUCUAAAAGAUGCCUACUUACACAUUCCCAUCUCUGAACUCCCCAAAAGAUUCCUAAGGUUCGCUAUCAAUUUCCAGAGUCAGACUCUACAUUAUCAGUUCAGAGCUCUUCCCUUUGGUCCGUCUUCAGCCCCAAGAGUGUUCACAAAGAUUCUGGUAGUCGUUUCCGCAGAUUUAAGGGGAAAAGGCGUCAAUGUCAUCCCUUAUUUAGACGACUGGAUUUUGAUUGUAGACUCGAAAGAACAACUUUAUCUAGACCUCAGUACAGCUUUAGACUCUCUAAAAAAUCAUGGUUGAUAAAUUUUGUAGUCGGAAUGAGUCCCAGUCCAAAGAAUUCAGUUCCUGGGUCUGAUUUAUAGACACACUCUCUAUGAAGAUCUUCCUUCCAGGAGAAAGAAGACUGAAGAUUGCUCUGGCUAUUCAGAACCUCAGAGAAAGAAGUUUGUACUCCAUCAGAGAAGCAAUGAGUUUGCUGGGUCUUUUCACAGCUUGGACAGGCCUAUGAAACUCAACAGUCAUGCGCUGUAGAGGUUUUUUUUUUUUUUUUUUAGUUUUUUUUAAGUUUUUUUUCCUCUGGUGGACCUCAUCCCGUUUCCAGCAAUCAGGUCUUUCUUUCCAAAUGAAGUUGUUCAAAAUUUUAAGACUCCUCAGGUCUCGGCUCAUUUGCGUGAAAAGAAGAAACCAGGAGUUUGGCAAGUAAAAGAUUUAAGACUACAAAGAACUGAAGGCUGUCUCUCAUUACUUUUUAGAAUCAGAUCCAGAAUCCACAUGUCCAGAUCAGGUCAGUCAAUUCUACAACAGUAGCAUAUAUAAACAAACACGGAGGAACAAUGUAAACUGGUUUGGAAGAUCUGUGUUCCAGAAUCAUGCUGUGGUCAGAGUUCCACCUUCUGUCAAUUUCUGUUAACAUAAAAGGAGAAUUCAACGUGCUGGCAGACGCUCUAAGUCGACAACAUUUAAAGAAAGCAGAAUGGUCCCUUUCUUACCAGAUCUUCAGUCAAAUAACAAAGAAAUUUGGAUAUAUAUAUAUAUGCACUGCCUCUAAUCUUCAGGAAAAAUAAAUUUACAGUAAAUAAAAAUGUUUUCUUUUCCUCUGUGUUCUCUCUUGUGGUGUCAGUUUGCCUAGUUUAUCAGUCUCGUGUUAUCUUAUCUUAUUUUAUUUCUGACCUUACUCACUUGCAAGCUUUAUUUUACCUUUUUUUUUUUUAAGUGCAGUUUUCUUCACAUUACAUGUUACCUCUGUAAUCUAAAUUACCAAACUUAACCUUUUAUAUAUUCAUGCAAGCCUGCACUGCUAAAAUAAAGACUUAAAAAAUAUAUAACUUUAUCAUGUAAAUGGUAAAAUCCAGGAACUUUAUUAGAGAAACCGUUCCUAUUCUGUUCAUUCAAAGCUGAGCAAUAACCUGAAAAUGUCAAAAAGGCCUCAAGUAAAAAUCAGAGGAAGUUGACUCAGGACCAAUCUGCCACCUUCAGGAUAUAUUUAAAUCAACUACCAACUAUUGAAGCCUUCAAGCCCGGACAGAAUGACAUGUAUAGAUAGAAAUUUCAAUCCCUGACAAUAAUAAGAGCCAUUUAACCACACGAUCCAAAGUAGCUGUAGAAACUGAGUGCAGUGGCUGUAGAGAAGCCUUGUAAUCAUAUGCUUUCAGGAACAGAACCGGGCACAAAUUAGGAUUCCCCAAAAGACCGGCUUGCUCAUAUACCUCUUCAAACUGAGAUGUCAAACCUCAUUGGGAAUGUAAGAGCGUGCAUCAGAAUCCAAAUUCCGAGCAUCCAACUCACCCUUACAGGAGAGAAAACAUAGAAGCAUGGAAAUCUUUUUGCAUUUAAGACGUGAAAAGAAAGUUCAAGAUUCUGCAGGUCGCAAGUCAAGAAAGAUCAAGACAACAUUAACAUCUGAAUAUUGAGCAAACUGAAUAUCCUUAAUUCAACAUACAAAGGAAUGGCACCAACAAGAGACCUGUCCAAACCACUAUGUCCAGCGGAAAUGGCCAACUUGUAGAGAUUUAUGGCCUGGUACGGUGAUGGAAAAGAGUAUUUGAUCCCCUGCUGAUUUUGAAUGUUUGCCCACUGACAAAGAUAUGAUCAGUCUAUAAUUUUAAUGGUAGGUGUAUUUUAACAGUGAGAGACACAAUAACAAAAAAAAAUUAAAAUCCAGAAAAUUGCAUGUCAGAAAAGUUUAUAAAUUGAUUUGCAUGUCAAUGAUUGAGAAGUAUUUAUUUGACCCCUUCGACUUAGUACUUGGUGGCAAUCACAGAGGUCGGGCGUUUCUUGUAGUGGGCCACCAGGGCUGCACACAUCUCAGGAGGGAUUUUGUCCCACUCCUCUUUGCAGAUCCUCUCCAAGUCAUUAAGGUUUCGAGGCUGACGUUUGCCAACUUGAAUCUUCAGCUCCCUCCACAGAUUUUCUAUGGGAUUAAGUUCUGGAGACUGGUUAGGCCACUCCAGGACCUUAAUUUGUUUCUUCUUGAGCCACUCCUUUGUUGCCUUAGCUGUGUGUUUUUGGGUCAUUGUCAUGCUAGAAUACCCAUCCACGACCCGUUUUCAAUGCCCUGACUGAGGGAAGGAGGUUCUCAUCCAAGAUUUGAUGGUACAUGGCCCUGUCCAUAGUCCCUUUGAUGCGGUGCAGUUGUCCUGUCCCCUUAGCAGAAAAACACCCCCAAAGCAUAUUUCCAUCCCCAUGUUUGACGGUGCGGCUGGUGUUCUUGGGGUCAUAGACCGCAUUCCUCUUCCUCCAAACACGGCCAGUUGAGUUGAUGCCAAAGAGCUCGAUUUUUGGUCUCAUCUGACCGCAACACUUUCACUCCGUUCUCCUCUGAAUGAUUCAGAUGUUCAUUGUCAAAAUUUAGAUUGUCCUGUACAUGUGCUUUCUUGAGCAGGGGGACCUUGCGGGCGCUGCAGGAUUUCAGUCCUUAGCAACAUAGUGUUACCAAUUGUUUUCUUGGUGACUAUGGUCGCAGCUGCCUUGAGAUCAUUAACAAGAUCCUCCCGUGUAGUUCUCGGCUGGUUCCUCACCGUUCUCAUGAUCAUUGAAACUCCACGAGGUGAGAUGUUGCAUGGAGCCCCAGACCGAGGGAGACUUGGUUAUUUUGUGUUUCUUCCAUUUGUGAAUAAUUGCACCAACUGUUGUCACCUUCUCACCAAGCUGACAUCCUUGGACAGCUCUUUGGUUUUGGCCAUGGUGGAGAGAUUGGAAUCUGAUUGAUUGCUUCUGUGGACAGGUGUCUUUUAUACAGGUAACAAGUCGAGAUUAGGAGCACUCCCUUUAAGACAGUGCUCCUAAUCCCAACUCGUUACCUGUAUAAAAGACACCUGGGAGCCAGAAAUUUUGCUGAUUGAUAGGAGAUCAAAUACUUAUUUCACUCAUUGACAUGUAAAUCAAUUUAUAACUUUUUUUGACCUACGUUUUUCUGGAAUUUUUUUUUAUUCUCUCUCACUGUUAAAAUACACCUACCAUUAAAAUUAUAGACUGAUCAUUUCUUUGUCAGUGGACAAACUUUCAAAAUCAGCAGGGGAUCAAAUACUUUUUUUUUUUUUCUUUUUUUUUUUCUCUCACUGUAUGUCCUAAACUCAAGAAGUGGAGCACUGUGUUCAAAGAAGCCAAUAAUUGAUCGAGAUACUGAUGAUAAAAUUGUAUCACUCCUGGUGCCUAUGAGUUGUAGAGUUGAAUGCCGAAUUCCCUUAAAGGACCACUAUAGUGACAGGAAAACAUACUCCUUUUCCUGGAACUAUAGUGCCCUGAGGGUGCCACCACCCUCAGGGUCCCCCUCCCACCCGGCUCUGGAAGGGGGAAAGGGGUAAAAACUUACCUUUUUCCAGCGCUGGGCGGAGAGCUCUCCUCCUCUGAUCCUCCUCUUCUCCUCCCCGUCGGCUGAAUGCGCACGCGCGGCAAGAGCUGCGCGCGCAUUCAGCCGGUCACAUAGGAAAGCAUUCAUAAUGCUUUCCUAUGGACGCUGGCGUGUUCUCACUGUGAAAUUCUGAGAUAUGUAUAUUGCUGACAGAGGUGUAACUUCACCUCCAACAUUAUCACUAGUACAUCAUUAGUUAGCCAUGAAGAAGAUUUCCAGGCUGGCUGAUGUCAAUUCUCUGCAGCUGUGCAGAAGCCAGAUGCGCAUCACCCAGAUAAGCAGGCAAACCAAUGCAGCCUACAUUUUUAAAGGUAUUUGUUUUACCACUUCAGCUAACAAACAUUGAUGUUUAUGCAAAUACAAGAAAAAUGUAUGCUAUAUAAAAGGUAUAUAAAGUUAUUGUUUUAUUUCAGUAAUGCAGUUUAACCCCUUAAGGACCAAGACUUUUUUGAGAUGUGUCGUGUUUUGUGACCAAGGCCUUUUUAGCCCUUUGGCCAUGCAUUCCUUCUACCACAAUUUUCCCUUUCUUUUUAGGUGCACCCAUACAUCAAGUGUAUAAUAAAAAAAUAUUUUUUAUUUUAUAUCCUACAUGUAUACAUAGUGCAAUAUUAAAGGGACACUGUAGGCACUAUAUUUAAAAAAAAAAAUGCCCCCCCUCUCUUCAGUUUUACAUUUAAUAAUUUCUACACACCAAGUACAACUAAACAAACUCAAAAUACAUUCCCUUAUAGUCCUGAUUGUUAAAAUGGCCAAUAUGAAUGACAAAUCCCUGAUUACCAUGGCGACUAAGAAUUUUGCCCUGGUGCCUGGGAUUGGUCAAGCCAUCGCCCCCCUCCUCCUGUCUCAAUUCUGACUUGGCUCUCUGUGCGCCGGUGUAAGCUUGCAGAACACCUGGUAAAAACCUGCUCUGUUCACCGCCCGCCCGCAUUCCACAGACCCGAUCGCCUGAUUUCAGACAGUCUGUCUGUGUCUGUCAGUGUCUCAAGAAACAAUUCACCCCGCACUCAGGUUCCAAUCAACAAUCUGGCCAUCUAUCUGGGAGGUGCUCUGUAAAAAAUAGCAGACACCGCAAUCUGCAGAAGUCAGAGUGCAACAGCAAUUCUAUAUAGCUGAAAUGUUGCUUUUUUUUAUUAUUUUUUUUUACCCUACAAUAAAGAAAACAUCACAGACCUUGUAGUGUUGCCUGUGUUCCUUGUUGUGUGUCUGUCUGUGUGUGCCCGUCUGUCAGUGAAUGUGUAUGUUUAGGUCACCAGCCCCCCUCCGCUCGCAUGGGAAUUAUGUCUUUACUCCCCUUUUUCCAACGCUGUGCCAGUCUCGCUGCUGGAGCUGGCUCUCUUCCAUAACUGAGAUUAUCAAUUACCAAUCAACAUCUCCUCAUAGUGAAGCAUUAAAGCAAUGCAUCACUAUGGGGAACGUUCAGCACCGCUUCCAUGCUGAAUGUAGGUGCUGCAAGACAGGAGACACUUUAGUGGCCCUUUGAGUGACUGCCUCUAGAGGUGUUACUAGGCAGGCCUAUUUGACUAGUCUUUGUCUGUUUUAGGUAAAGAAUGUAAUGAUUGUUUAUUUUGCUAAAAUCUUGUUUACUUAGGCAUUUGUUUGUCUGAAUAUUUAGCUAUCGUUAUUUCUUGUGCCUUCCUUAACACACCUCUUCAACUGCGCUCUCUCUCUCUUCUGGCGUUGGUCCUGCUGACCUUAAACAUGCCACUGUAGUACCUAUCCUGAAAAAAAAACACUUCUUGACCCUUCCUCCCCCUCUACCGGCCCAUAUCCCUGCUCCCUUUUUCCUCAAAGCUUCUGGAAAGACUUGUCUUUACCCGUGUGUCUCACUUCCUCAAUUCCACCUCUCCUUGACCCUCUUCAAUCUGGCUUCCGCUUUCUCCACUCUACUGAGACUGCUCUUAACAAAUUUACUAAUGACCUAAUCGCUGCUAAAUUCAAAGGCCACUACUCCAUACUAAUUCUUCUUGACCGCUCUGCUACCUUUGACAUUGAUCAUGCUCUCCUUCUUAAAACUCUCUAAUCACUCGGUCUCUGUGACUCUGUCCUCUUGUGGUUUUCCUCUUAUCUCUCCCAACACUCAUUCAGUGUCUCCUCUUCUAAUGAUGCCUCCUCCCCUCGUCCUGUCUCGGUUGGAGUCCCUCAAGGCUCUGUCCUUGGUCCCCUUCUAUUUUCUCUUUAUACUGCCUCUCUUGGAAAACUUAUUACCUCAUUUGGAUUCAACUACCACCUGCAGACUGAUGACACCCAGAUAUAUCUCUCCUCUCCCCUGCUGUCCUGCAACGUGUCACUGCUUCCCUUUCUUCCAUCUCUGACUGGAUGUCCUCCCAUUUCUAAAACUCAAUCUCUCCAAAACUGUGCUCCUUGUCUUUCCUCCUCCUAAUAAUGAUCCUCCUCUUUCGCUCUCCCUUCAAGUUAGUGGUAUCCACAUAAGUCCAUCCUUGCAAGCGUGCUGUCUUGGCAUCAUACUUUAUUCUGGCCUCACCUUUGAGGCUCACAUCCAGUAGGUUGCCAAAUCCUGUGGAUUCCAUCUUAAAAACAUAGCCCACAUCCGCCCCUUUCUUAAGCAAGAUGUUACCAAGUAGCUUGUCCAUGUUGUAAUAUUUUCCCACAUGGAUUAUUGUAAUCCUCUCCUAAUUGGUCCUCCCAAAAGCCAUAUUGCCCUGAUUUUUCCUCUCUAGUCGGUCCCCUCACCCCUCUCAGUCCUCACAUUGGCUCCCUGUAUCCUAUAGGAAUCAAUUCAAAUUGCUAACCUAUACCUAUACAGCACUGAACAAUUCUAGCACCUCUUAUCUCUUCACAGAUCCAUAGUUAUGCCUCUUCUCUGCCUCCCUGCUCUGCCCGUGACCACCUUAUGUCCGCUGCUCGCACCCGUACAGCCAACUCACGCUUGCAGGACUUCUCGCGAGCGGCCCCCUUCCUAUGGAAUAGUCUACCUACCUCCAUCAGACUCUCCCCUAGUCUUCAAUUGUUUAAGAAGUGCCUUAAAACCCAUCUCUUUAGGAAAGCUUAUGGCCUCACAGAGUAACCUCUACCUCACAUAACUGUCUCUUGCUAUCUCCUAAUAGGCAGCACUUUACUGUCUCUUCCAGCUCUGCUUCACUCCCAACUUAUUUGAUUGCUAUUUCCUGUCCUAAUGUGUUUUAUACCCCACCUCCUAUAGACUGUAAGCUCGUUUGAGCAGGGUCCUAUAUCGUUCCUGUAAGUUUUCUUGUAAUUGUCCUAUUUAUAGCUAAAUCCCCCCUCUCAUUAUAUUGUAAAGCGCUACGGAAUCUGUUGGCACAAUAUAAGUGGCGAUGAUGAUGAUUAUGAUGAUGAUAAUCGAUAUCAGAGUCACUAAAUUAAGCUGUAGGGCAGUCAGCAUAGAGGGAAUUAAAACACAGAAAAGAGAAGAAAUUAAACAUUUCUCCUCCUCAACUGCAAUGUUUGUCCUGGCUUUGCCUUAUGGAACUGGACAUAGGUGUGCGCAGCCUGUUGCAUUAGGGUGUGCACCUUAAAGCAGAAACACGCACGCUGCGUGUGUGUGUGUGUGUGUGUGUGUGUGUAUGUAUAUAUAUAUAUGUGUGUGUGUGUGUAUACAAAUAUCAUAGGUGCGGUGUGUGAUUGUGAGGGGUGCACUGUGUGGGCGACAGGGGUUAGUGGUGUGGAGGGGCAGCGACGGGGGUUAGAGGGGCAGUGCCAGGGGGUAGGGUGGGGGGGCAGUGAGUGACAGGGGGUAGAGGGGAGGUCGGGGGGCAGUGAGUGACAGUGGGCAGAGGGGGGUUUAAAUACCUUCCCUGGUGGUCCAGUGGGCGUCCUCAGUCUGCAGCUCCGCCGGGAGUGUGCUGCAGACCACAUGGUGAGUCUCGUGAUCUCCAGGCAGAGCAUUGCCAUGGUAACGCUCUAACAGGCUGGAGAUCACGAGACACCUCAGUCUGCAGCUCACUCCCGGUGGAGCUGCAGACUGAGGUUGGAUCUCGGUCAGGGCAGACUGACCGGAGGGGCCUCGCACCCGGCGGCAUUGUGGGCAAGUCGACGGGCCCCCUCCUGUGUCUGGUCCUCGGUCAUCGACCGAGGACCCGACAUGUUAGUCUGCCCAAAGGUAGUGCAGCACGGAGGUGUGAUUAGGGUGUGCCCAGGCACACCCUGUGCGCACGCCUAUGGAACUGGAGUAUGAUGUAAUUUGCUAAAUCUUUGAUAAAGAAUUGUGCAUCUCAUGAAGAAGGCUUAACACACCUUUUUAUAGGUGAUUUUCAAGGUUUUAUACAAAAAAAAUUAUAAAACAUCAGUGUUUAUGUUUAAGAUACCUGACCUUUGUAGUGCUGUGGUUGUUGAUAUUAAAAGUCAAUAUUUAGCCUUUUUUUUUUUUUUUUUUUUUAACGCUACAGGAGUCAAGUGGCUCCCCUACAAGAAAACGAGCACGGGGACGUCCUAAAGGCAGCACUAAAAAAGGAACCAGCAAGAAACCUUUAAAUACCAAGGUGAGUUCUACCUCCCUAAAACUAAACAAAUUUUUUAAUUGUGUUCUGUGAUUGCACAUCACCAAUUUUGCUGCUUCUCUUAUGGCGUACUUAAUUCAAGCUGUUCUGUUUAGGUAUUUAUAGGAAGGGCCCUAUGGUAUUGUUUACUGUAACUUUUUGUUAUGAUAGUUCUAGGAGGUAUGGGCAUGUGCAGUAAUUACAUUCUCUUUUUCACGCAUGCUUUUAAGACCUCUUCAAACUUUGAAAUGUCACUCCUAGUAAAAUGACUCUCUAAUACCAGUGUUUAACCCCUUAAGGGCACAUGACAUGUGACGUCAUGAUUCCUUUUUAUUCCAGAAGUUUGGACCUAAAGGGGUUAAAGGCCGUUCUGGCUGUAGUCCAGGCGAGAAAGGGCAUUGGACUGGGCUGUAUAGAUAGAGAAUAGUAGGGGACCAAGAACUGAACCUUGGGGGACCCCAACAGAGAGGAGUUUGGGAGAAGAAGCAGAGCCAAAGAAAAAAAAAACUUGAAAAAGUGCUGGGAGUGGGAGGUGGAGCACCAGGAGAAAGCAAUAACUUGUAGACCAAUAUUGCGGAGGAUGAGAAGAAGCUGUUGAUAAAAGUGAAACCAAAUGUACAAACCCACACUGUGUAAGGCUAGCAAACCUUAAAAUUCCUGCUUGUUGCCUCAUUCCUGCAGAACUGUACAGGCAUCCUGACAUACCACUCAAUAUUUUAAUUUUCAAAAGAAUUGCAUGAACACCUUGCCAGCACUCCAGGAACACCUUGCCAGCACUCCCAUGACCAUGGCCUGUGCGGUAAUUGCUCCCUCGCCAGCCUUCCUGUGCUUACAGCUAAGCUAGCCAUAGCCAUCUAAUAACUUAAAGGAACACUAUAGGCCUUAAGUUCUUAACCCCUUCCUCUCCCUUCAGCCCGGCGGGAGGGGGAUCAUGAGGGUGGGGGGGGGGACCUAUUAAUACUAUAGUGCCAUUAAAACGAGUUUGUUUUCCUGGCUCUAUAGUGGUCCUUUAAAGUUACCAAGAUUGUUUUGUGUACCAGGAAUAAAGAGUUGACUGUUGUGAAAAUAUUGUGGUUGGAUAGGUUUAUAGAGAAAUCUGGUGUAAUAUUUUUGAAUAAUUAAGAAAUAUUUUACCUUUUCUGUCCACUAUUGGAAAUAGUUUCCCUUUCUGGUCAACAGAAGCACGUUUAGCAAGCAUACAGUUUUUAGUUUUUAUCUCCUGCUCUGUAAAUUAAACUUAAAUCACAUAUAGGAGCCCCCUGCAGGGUCUAACAAACUAUUAACAGGGCAUGAGAUAAAUUCUAAAUGAAACAAAAUUUGCAAUAAAUGAAGUGUAAAUAUUAGAUGACUCUUUACUUGUUGUGUUUAGGAAGGCUUUGUAAGUCACAUGCAGGAAGGUGUGACUAGGGUACAUAAACAAAGUGAUUUAACUCUCAAAUGGCAGAGAAUUGAGCAGUGAGACUGCAGGGGCAUGAUCUAUGCACCAAAACUGCUUAAUAAAGCUAAACUUGUUUUGGUGACUAUAGUGUCCCUUCACGGCCAAAAUAACCUAAACUGCAAAAAUGAUCUGUCAGGUAUGCUUCCAAUUUGGUUGCUUUAGCCUAAAAUUUGAUAUCCACAUUGAAUUCACUUUGCAUUCUUAAUUUAGCAAUUAACCCUGUAAGUUAAACCCAAGUUGUGGGGCCACUUCUUUUUCUGUCCACAAGCCUAAAAAGCCUAAUUAAAUUUAAUGGGGUAGGAGCAGUGUGUUUUCCACUAACAUUGGUAAUGUUGAGUGUGCGGCUGUUUUAUGUUGUUUGGUCGGUAUUUUGAAGAAAUUGGCAGGCAAUGCAUUUUUGCCCGUUGAUUUUUGCAUCAAUUCAAAAUUGCCAGUUUGAAGAAUGUACCGCUGAAUUCAUAACUACUUGGUGAGCUGCUAAGUGUUCACAAAUCUAUUGGCUUUUACUUUUGUUACUUUACUUUUGUUGCCUUUCUUAAUCUAUUAAAUGUUCAGACUGGUCAGUAACCUAGAUUGUUUUGUCUCUGUUUAGAAAUCUGAAGGAACAACUGCAGGUAGUGCUAGAGGUCGACCUUCUUCUACAAAGCAGGUAGGUGAACUAUGGUUGAAGAGUUAUGACUAGUUUAGAAUUCAGAUCCAUAUGCUAUGAGCAGUUCAAGCAAGUCAAUUUUAAUAUACAAAUAUACUUUUUAUUCCUUCAGGAAGAAGAGGAAGGUGGUACAACAGAGUCCUCUGAAGACCAAUGA